Molecule: messenger RNA, 567 nt
Organism: Schizosaccharomyces osmophilus
Lineage: Eukaryota; Fungi; Ascomycota; Schizosaccharomycetes; Schizosaccharomycetales; Schizosaccharomycetaceae
Gene: emc7
Product: ER membrane protein complex subunit Emc7
Exons: 1
Coding region: 1-567 (188 amino acids)
Cellular component (GO): EMC complex
Source: RefSeq, a predicted model, not a curated record
AUGAGACUGUUUUUUAUUUUGGGGUUAUGCUUCGUUUGCUUUGUUCAAAUGUCGAUGCAAGCAACAGUAGAGGGAAAAAUCGUUCCUAAUAUGGUAAUGAAAAGAUGGAAAGAUCUGCCAUACGAUACGCGUGCAAAACUAAGCUCGAAAACCUCGAUCAAGGACUCACCAGUUCAACGGAAUGGUCAAUUCAGCUUUGCAAAUAUAGAGAGUGGAACAUACCACUUGCGUUUUGAAAGCGUCGAAUAUGAUUUUGCACAGUUCCAUAUCAUCGUAAACGAAUCUCAGGUGCAUGCUUAUUACACGACAGCCGGAGAAGAGAGAUCUUUGACAACCGCCCUGAACAGUGCAUCACAUCCCAUUACUGCUCGCGCCGUGCAAAAGCAUGAAUACUUACAAGGACCGAGAAAAUUCUCUCUAUUUCGUCUUUUAAAGAGUCCAAUGAUGCUGUUGUCCUUAGCGUCUGUCGGCUUGGUUUUCAUUCUUCCCAAAAUGAGCCAGCAAGCUCGAUCCUUGGAGGUUGCUCAGCAAGAACAAGAGGCAGGAGUGACAAAAAAGACUACAUAG